Messenger RNA from Astyanax mexicanus (Mexican tetra), 2782 nucleotides. RefSeq names its product prostaglandin F receptor (FP) (gene ptgfr). NCBI's taxonomy places the organism in Eukaryota, Metazoa, Chordata, Actinopteri, Characiformes, Acestrorhamphidae. Gene Ontology annotation, molecular function: thromboxane receptor activity; prostaglandin F receptor activity. Bases 1 to 1122 code for a protein of 373 amino acids. The record is from RefSeq and is a predicted model, not a curated record. Gene Ontology annotation, cellular component: plasma membrane. The transcript has 2 exons. Gene Ontology annotation, biological process: inflammatory response; positive regulation of cytosolic calcium ion concentration; adenylate cyclase-activating G protein-coupled receptor signaling pathway.
AUGUCUCACAAUGGGACCCCAAAAGCUGAACCAGCAAGCAAUGUCUAUAAUGAGAGCUGUGGAAAUGAAGACAUGUCAGUCACUUCCUCAGUCAUAACGAUGACAGUGGGCAUCCUCUCCAACACGCUGGCUCUCUUCAUCGUUUUAAAAGCCUACCGUCGUUUCCGCCUUAAGUCCAAAGCUUCCUUCCUGUUCUUUGCCAGUGGUCUGGUGUUGACUGACUUUCUGGGUCAUGUUAUUAAUGGCACCAUGGCUUUGUACGUGUAUGCCUCGGGCAAACACUGGAAGAACUUUGACCCCAAGCAGGUGUUUUGUGAGUUCUUCGGGGUUUGCAUGGCUUUCUUCGGUCUGAGUCCCCUGCUGCUCGGAAGCGUCAUGGCCGUGGAGCGCUGCUUUGGAGUGACUCGGCCUCUCUUUCACUCCAUGGCUUUGACCGCCAACCGUAUAAGCAAGCUGCUGGUGCUCACCUGGCUCCUGGCCCUGCUGGUGGCCCUGCUGCCAUUGCUAGUGCAGCGGCCCUAUCAGGUUCAGGGGUCCAGAAGCUGGUGCUUCUUCCACAUGGUGGGGACACGCGAUUGGUUGGACAUUCUUCUCCCCAUGGUCUUCUCUCUGUUGGGACUUCUGGCUCUUCUUGUCUCAGUUGUGUGCAACUCUGUGACUGGAUUCACCGUGCUGUGGUCCAGACUGCGCAGAGAACAAAACCACCACCGCCAUCACAGAAGCUCCAUCCACACUGAGAUGGUCUGCCAGCUUCUUGCAAUCAUGAUUGUAUCGUUGAUGUGCUGGGGACCUUUGCUGUUUAAAAUCAUUAUUCUAACACUCCAAGAGCAAGGAAAAGACGAAUACAGGCAGCUGCUUCUGACUGUUCGUCUGGCUACAUGGAACCAGAUUCUUGACCCAUGGGUGUACAUUCUCCUGCGCAAGGCUGUCCUGAAGAGGCUCUUCCUGCUGACACAAGGGUGUCGUAGCCCACGUCCAAAGCACAUAUUUGGGUGGAGGUGUAGUGCUCUGAUGAGUUCUAUGGAGACCAGCACCUCCGUGAACAGCAGACCAGAAUUCAUCCACUUGAAAGAUCUAUCACUGGCAGGCACCGCCAUGAAACCCAUUGGGCAAAUCCUCUAAGCAUUAGGAGAAGGGUUUAGGCCUGGAUAUGGUCUGAAUAUAGGAGUAAAGGAUAUAAAAUGGGAAGUGAAGACAGAAUGUACUCUUGUAGACACAGAUCCUGUGAAAAGUGCAAACAGUACAGAUUAGAGGAACAAAUUGGAAAUGUUGAAAUGUAAUGAAACUUUAUAUGUGUGAAUGUAAUGAUGAUAUAUGUAAGUAACUAAAAUAUUAUAGUGAUGAUAAGAUCAUUGGGUAAAACUCUACUCUGUACAAUUCUACAGAAUUCUGGAGGCUCUAAUGCCAUGUUGGAGUGUUUUAGCCUGGAUACAAGAUGCAAUAUGGUUAGGUAUGGAGGCACACAGGUUCUGUAUGGAAUUAUUCGGCACAUUUAAAUACAGAUGUUGUAACUGGCCUUUAGCUUAUGCAAAGUUAUAGCCUUAUGGUCCAGCAAGAUUGAAGGCCAAUGAAGUGUGCUAAUCUGGUGGAGACAUUCCUGAAAAACUGUUGUUGUUUCCUGCAAACAUUACAUUAUAUUACAUUAAAGGUUUCCUUCCGUCUCCCUUGUCUGCAGUAGCUAGUAAAAGAAAUCCUCAGAAAUACAAGUUGAUCAGAGAAAUAUUAGGUGUGUACAUCAACCAGUGAGUUCAUGGCCUUGCACACAGUGGGUCCUGAUCUGAGGUGGAGCUUGCAGCUUCUGUUUACAGAGCUAGUUAGUGUUAGCUAUCUUGUGUAAGUAACUGUAGGUUUAAAUUGUAUCUCCGGUAGAUUAUGUGUUUUAAGGUGACCUUACAUAUACACUAGGGAAGCACAGUUUGACAAUGUAGCACAACAUGACAGAACACCGGUCAAAGCGGGUGACGUUCGUGUCAGAUUUUAUGAUGUAGGGCGGACUCUGAGGUCUCGACGUGGUGAAACUGCUCAAGCACCGAAUCACCAAGGCUGAGGUGAGAGAUUAGCAGCGUUAGUUUAGAUGAAAGAAACAUUUUAAAAUGAAUAAAAAAACAAUGGAAUGAGACCUUUAAAGUAAUGUAAUGUAAUGUUUAUGGGUGAGCAUUAUCUUGCUGAAAAAUGCCAAUUGGAAGCCCUGCAAUGAGAGGCAAAAACUGCAUGCCUUUGUUCUGCUGCAGUCUGGGGUCUUCUCAUAUUUCUUCUUGUGAAAACUUACAUUUAAUCCAUGUAAAUCCUGGGAAAGCUCAUGAAGAGAUUUUGAGAGUAUUGUGUGUCAUAAAGACAGUUUGAGGCUUCUGUAAGGUAUCCAAACAUUGACUAGAGCCAUUUUUUUAAAGCUUGACAGCGUUAUUUUAGUGUCGUCUGUUGGGUGUUCUGUGCUAUUUCACACCUGAGAUGUUAAGUCCCAGCAAGACGUGAGCUGCAUGUUCAGUGACGCGGUACAUCACAUUAAGUAAAGAAUCGAGAAAUGUAUAAAUAAACAGGGUUAGGCCUCAACUGUCCUUCCAUAUAAACAAGAGAGUGAGAGAGAGAAAGCAAAUCCCAUAGGGACAGGGGCGCUGAACCCAUCUGAUUUAUGAUAAUUCCUCUGUCACAUACUUUUACUUUGCUUACAAGAGGCAAGCUAUUUCAACUUUUAAUCCAGCAGUUCACUUUACACUACAUUCACUCAUCUGCUUCUUCCUAGUAGGUCCAGAGCCUAUUCCGAAUCACUCUGGCACAAGGCAGA